Molecule: messenger RNA, 2681 nt
Organism: Lottia gigantea (owl limpet)
Lineage: Eukaryota; Metazoa; Mollusca; Gastropoda; Lottiidae
Exons: 6
Coding region: 1-1203 (400 amino acids)
Biological process (GO): signal transduction
Cellular component (GO): cytoplasm; nucleus; nucleotide-activated protein kinase complex
Molecular function (GO): protein kinase binding
Source: RefSeq, a predicted model, not a curated record
AUGGGAAAUAAAUUGAGUGGACCCAAAAAAGACAAAGAUGACAAGAAAAAAAGUUCCAAAAAGAAAAAUUCCAAAACUGGUUCAGAUGAGGAACAAGCUAAUGGUGAAAUUGAAUCUAAACCAGAAGAAGUAAAAACUGAGGAGGGAACAGCUGAAGUGAAGGCAGACGGAACCAGGACAGAGGGAGACGGAGAAGCCAAAGUUGCAGGUGCCCCAGAGGAAAAGGCAGUAGACGACAUUCCUUCAGCAGAUGGAGUUCCAGUUACAGACAACAAAGUUGAAGCUGUCGUAGAGAAACCAGUUGAAACAGAAAAGAAAGAGGAGACACCUGCUGCCCCAAAAGUUGAGGAAACCAAACCUGAACCACCAGCACCCCUUGAAGAAACCAAACCAGAACCCCCAGCAGCAAAACCAGAAUCAGAAUCUCUACCAGAACCAGUGGCAGAGCCAGAACCAACUCCAGUUCCAGAAUCAGUGAAAGAACCUACACCAGAACCAGUUGUAGAAGCCACACCAGAACCAGUUCAAGAUCCAGAACCUGUUCCAGAACCAGAAUCAGAACCUGCACCUCCAGCUCCAGUUGAACCAGAACCAGUUAAAGAACCUACACCAGAACCAGAAUCCGUUGAAUGUACCACCCCAGCUGAAACAGAAAGUGAACCUGCACCCCCAGCACCAGUUGAACCAGAAGUGCCUUCUGAACCCGAACCAGUGGCAGCCCCAGAGGUUGAAGACAACAUGCAAGAUGCACCCCCACCCCCACCAGAACCCCUCGAACAGAAUGGAACCGAUCAGAAUGGCACAGAGCAGAACGGUACUCAUGAACCAGAGUCCCCAAGUAAUGGUGAACACAUUACAAAUGGUGCUCCAGAUGUCAAUGGUCACAUGAAUGGAGAUCACAAAGUAUCAACAGAAUUUCAGUGGCCUCUUGAAGGUGAAAAUGUCCAAGUUUCUGGUACUUUCAGUGAUUGGAAAGAAAAAUUCACAUUAGAAAAACAAGAAAAUGGUUUUAAAACCACCAUAGAUCUACCCACAGGACAACAUUUCUAUAAAUAUCUGGUAGAUGAUCAGUGGGUAGUUAAUAAAGAUCAGCCAAUUCAUUGUGGUGAAGAUGGAACAGAAAAUAAUCACUAUUUCUGUUCCCAUUAUUGGAUUGAAAUCGCUCUAUGUAAAAUCCUGCAAAUGAAACCAAUGAUACUAUAGGUCACAUUUUUCAAUUUUCAAGAUUUCAAAUUUUUAAUCCAAGUUUUGAGAUGAGACUUGGUUACUCUAUAACAUAAACAUUCUUUUGAGUAUAAAAUAAACAAAGAAUUACCUUUAUUUCACUGAUGGUGUUAGUGAAGAUAAUAGUACAGUAUGCUGUACAACUCUAGCAAUAUUCAUUCUAUAACUGGAAGAAUUUAUUGUAUAAUGUUAUUUACUACUUACCUAUUUAUUUUCAACAUUUAGCUCAAUGUUUCAUGUCUAAAGUUGCAAAGAAUAAAAGAACAGGUGUGGUGUAUAGUAUGGGGUUAUCAAGACAGUAGAAAAUAGAAUAAGCAAUACAGGAGGUAGUGGUCUGGACACAAUGUGGACAUGAUAAUCUAUUCCUUACUGUAUCAAUAAUCCCAUACCUUACACAAUACCUGUCUAUUAUUCACCUCAUCUCAGCUUAUUUCAUGCUCAAUAAUGUCAUCUAAUUACCUUUUUAUAUUUUGAUUUUUAGUGCUCAAUAAAGUUCAUUUUGAAACAUGAGUAAGAUAUAAAUGCAAAAUUUUUUUAAGCUUUUUUUGUGAAUUUUUCAGUAUAUUUAUCGACAAGAGCUCAUGGUUUGCUGUUUAAUAAGUUUUUCAGAAAUUAAUUCAUGACGGUCAGUAAGAAAAGAUAUUUGCGCCUGAUUCAAAAUAUAAAUAGGAGGAGCCCACUUUAUUUUUAGGUAAUAAUAGAAACUAUACAUACUGAUAAUUGUAUUGAUUACUACUUUAACUACCUGAAAAUAAAAUGGACUGUUCUUGUCUAAGUUUUGGACGUUCCUAGAUCAGUGUGUAUGUCUUUCCUCUCCAAAAAGAAAACUGGUUUGGUAUUUGACAUUAUAAUCCAUGAGAGAACAGGAGUUAUUUCUAGCUCAAAAAUCAUUAAACCAUGAAUGUUGGCAUAUCGUCAUAACGUACGUAUGCAUAAGUUUCCAAAAAGACCAAUAUUGAUUUUUUGUUAGUUUUGUUUUUUCGCUGUCUAGUCAUUAGAGUUUAAAUAUUGUAAAUAUUCUGUUUAAGCCACGAUUUACUUACUGCUGCUUGUUAGUCAAAUAAAACAUCACUUGAAAACUCUUCAGCCCCAAAUAAAGUGCAGAAAAUAGGGUGUAAAACUCCAAAUAUUUUCUUUUUGAUUUGAUCUUGAGCAGAUUUGAGCCAUGAUAUUUGAGGAUGCAAUAUUCUUUAGUGUAUUAUCAUGUUCUGAGCCCAAAAAAUCAGGCAGGAAAGUUUUUAUUUUUAAGUCCGGGCGAGUUUCAAAAGAUAUUUUAUGUGAUUUUCACCAGUAUAAAUUGAGCUUGUGUAAUUAAGGGUGUGCUAGCUUCUAUUUUCAUACAUUUUUAUUAUUAUUACUACCGUGUUUCACUGUAUCCAUGUUUUCUUCUCGGAGAAUGGGGUCCAAUACUCUUCAUUAAACGUUUGUAUUUAAAAUAUUUUUGUGAAAGCGGAUAG